This is a messenger RNA of Prorocentrum cordatum, 4666 nucleotides long. The record is from the annotation of a GenBank genome assembly. Lineage: Eukaryota; Dinophyceae; Prorocentrales; Prorocentraceae.
GGAGUGCUUCACCCUGGCCAGCAGCCUUGCCGGACUGGGGGGCAAGAGCACGAUCGAUCUUACCAACAGCGGGUUCAAUUUUCUCGGCUGUGUCUACAAUGCAGGGAUCGAUGCGGUCACGUUCGCUUCCGAUGGGUCCCCCAGCACAGUGAACAGCGCCUGGCAGUACAUGUGCCUAGGCGAGACCACGACAACUACCACUGCUACGACCAGUAGUGCCACGAGUAGCACCAGGUCCACGUUCACCACGACGUCCGAAAGCAGCACCACAACGAAUUCUGCCACCAGUAGUACAACAUUGACGUCUACGACUGCGAGCAGCACGACUCUCACAAGCACGACUGCCAGCAGCACCACCACGUUGAGUUCCACUUCGGAGACGAGUUCUCUCACCAGCAGCACGUCGUUGACGUCCACGACAGCAUCCAGCACUACAGAAUCCAGCAGCACCAGUCUCAGCACCACCACCGAAUCAAGCAGCACAACUCUCUCAAGCACGACCGCCAGCAGCACCACCACGUUGACUUCCACUUCGGAGACGAGUUCUCUCACCAGCAGCACGUCGUUGACUUCCACGACGCAAUCAAGCAGCACGGAAUCAAGCAGCACAACUCUCACAAGCACGACUGCCAGCAGCACCAUCACGUUGAGUUCCACUUCGGAGACGAGUUCUCUCACCAGCAGCACGUCGUUGACUUCCACGACGGCAUCCAGCACUACAGAGUCCAGCAGCACCAGUCUCAGCACCACCACCGAAUCCAGCAGCACAACUCUCACAAGCACGACUGCGAGCAGCACCACCACGUUGAGUUCCACUUCGGAGACGAGUUCUCUCACCAGCAGCACGUCGUUGACUUCCACGACGGCAUCCAGCACCACGGAAUCCAGUAGCACCAGCUUGAGCACCACCACAGAGUCCAGCAGCACAACUCUCACAAGCACGACUGCCAGCAGCACAACCACGUUGAGUUCCACUUCGGAGACGAGUUCUCUCACCAGCAGCACGUCGUUGACUUCCACGACGCAAUCAAGCAGCACGGAAACAAGCACCACAACUCUCACAAGCACGACUGGCAGCAGCACCAUCACGUUGAGUUCCACUUCGGAGACGAGUUCUCUAACCAGCAGCACGUCGUUGACUUCCACGACGGCAUCCAGCACUACAGAAUCCAGCAGCACCAGUCUCAGCACCACCACCGAAUCCAGCAGCACAACUCUCACAAGCACGACUGCGAGCAGCACCACCACGUUGAGUUCCACUUCGGAGACGAGUUCUCUCACCAGCAGCACGUCGUUGACUUCCACGACGGAAUCAACAGCACCAUCACGUUGAGCACAACAUCAGAAUCCAGCACCACGAGUCUGACGAGCACGAGCGCCAGCAGCAGCACGACGCUUACCAGUACGUCUGCGACGAGCCGGGGCGGGCGGACGUCCGCGAGUAGCUCCACGACCAAGACCACCACUUCGGUGACCUCCACGCUGACCUCCACGACAGAAUCGAGCACUACCACGCUCACUUCAACCACGCCGACGAGCUUCACCGAGACCAGCAGCACCAGUCUAACUACCACGUCCGAGACCAGCACCGUCACGAUCACGAGCACGACUGCCAGCAGCACCACUUCAGUCACAAUCACUUCCUCGCUCACAAGUACCACCAUGAGCAGCAGCACCACGGUAUCCAUCACAAGCUCGCUCACAAGCACCUCUGCCAGCAGCACCACUACGUUGAGUUCCACGACAGACUCCAGCUCAACCACUCUGACAAGCACCUCUGCCAGUAGCAGCACUGGAAGUAGCACGACUUCGCUGAGCUCCACAACUGAGACCACUUCUGGUACCAGCAGCACUUCACUGAGCUCGACGACAGAAUCCAGCACCAUAACUCUUACGAGCACCAGCGUCACCAGUAGCACUGGAAGUAGCACGACUUCGCUGAGCUCCACAACUGAAACCACUUCUGGUACCAGUAGCACUUCACUAAGCUCGACGACAGAAUCCAGCACCAUAACUCUUACGAGCACCAGCGUCAGCAGUAGCACUGGAAGUAGCACAACUUCGCUGAGCUCGACGACAGAAUCCAGCACCACAACUCAUACGAGCACAAGCGCCAGCAGCAGCACGACGUUGAGCUCCACAACUGAGACCACUUCUGGCACCAGCAGCACCACCUUGAGUUCCAGAACUGACUCCAGCACCACCACUCGCACGAGCACCAGCGCCAGCAGCAGCACAACGAUGAGCUCGACGACUGACACCAGUUCUGGCACGAGCAGCACCUCGCUGAGUUCCACUACCGACUCCAGCACCACCACUCGCACGAGCACCAGCGCCAGCAGCAGCACAACGAUGAGUUCGACGACUGACACCAGUUCUGGCACGAGCAGCACCUCGCUGAGUUCCACUACCGACUCCAGCACCAGCUCGCAUACAAGCACCAGUGCCAGCAGUAGCACGACGUUGUCCUCAACGACCGACAGCAGCACCGCAACUAGCACCACCACGCUGAGCUCCACAACAGAAAGCAGCACGAGCACGUUGUCAAGCACCACUGCCUCCAGCACUACGUCGCUGAGCUCUACAACUGGCACCAGCACUGCCACAAGCACCACCUCGCUCAGCUCCGCGACAGAGACGUCGAGCACGACUGUCACGAGCACCACCUCAUUCAGCUCCACGACCGAAACCAGCUCGGGAACCAGCACCACCACUCUGACCUCCACGACAGAAACCAGCAGCACCGCGUCCCUUACGAGCACCACCACAAAGACAACAACGAGAAGUAGCACGAGCACGUGGUCAAGCACCACGGCCACCAGCACGACGUCGCUGAGUUCUACGACCGGCACCAGCACUGCCACAAGCACUACCACGCUGAGCUCCAUAACAGAAAGCAGCACGAGCACGUUGACAAGCACCACUGCCUCCAGCACUACGUCGCUGAGCUCUACAACUAGCACCAGCACUGCCACAAGCACCACCUCGCUCAGCUCCGUGACAGAGACCUCGAGCACGACUGCCACUAGCACCAGCUCACUCAGCUCCACGACCGAAACCAGCUCGGGAACCAGCACGACCUCGCUGACCUCCACGACCUUCACCAGCUCCGGCACUAGCACGACCACCCUGACCUCAGCGACCGGCACCAGCACCGCCACCAGUACCACCACCGUGAGUACGUCCGAGACCAGCAGUACCACGCGCACCGAGACCACGACGGGCACCAGCAGCACCACCAGGAGCACCAGCGACACCACCACCACCAUCGUGAGCACCAGCGAGACCAGCAGCACCACCCUUAGCACGACAGAGACAACCACACCCCAUACCACCACUGCGACUACCAAGUCAUCGACGACCCUCACCUCGACGUCUGCCACCUCGUCGACCCUCACCAGCACCACAGAGACCAGCAGCACAGAGUCCAGCAGCACCACUCCGCACACAACCACCAUCACAUCGAUUAGCCUGACCGAGACGAGCGCGACGAUGACACUCACCAGCACAACGUGGACAAGCACCUUGACCAGCACCACAGUCACCAGCAGCUCGGCCACAAGCACCUUCACAGUCAGCAGCACCUCGGGCACCACAGCCAGCGGCACCUCCACAGUGACCACCUCCUCGAAGACCUCGACGACGACCACAACAGACACCUCCACCACCACGAUCACCACGAGCGCCACCUCGACAACGACGAUCUCGGCCACGAGCUCUUACACCUCCAGCACUACGAUCAGCACCAGCGCAACCUCAUCAACGACCAUCUCGACCACCACCACUACGACCACGACCACCACCACAACCACAACAGAGGAGACCUACCUGGUGUCUGGAGCGGUGUCGUUCCAGGUGAGCAGCGACGCUGGCUUGGCCGCGGGCCAGGUGGAGUCGGCGACCUUGGCUGCGCUGCCAGGAGUGCUGGGUGGCGAGGCUAUGCAGUACCAGAUUGCUGAUGCCUUGUAUGCCCUGAGCACGAAUUACACUUACUCCGUGACGAGAAGACUGAGCAAUGACAGCAAUGCCAGCAAUGGCAGCAACGGCACCACGGCGGUGGCGACGGCAAGCAUCAUCUGGACGGUGGAAUAUGGCAUGGAGCUGUACAGAACAGUCAUGGAGGCCGCGGUGAUCACCUCAGCUGAACUGGCGGCAAAUAGCACUGCUUUCCUGGUCGAGCUGUCAGAUCAGCUGAUGACGGUGGCGAACUUGAGCAGCGAUGCCGUCGGGUCCCUCGAGGUUGUUUAUUUCGGCACCGUGAGCUCGAUACUCAUCACGAAGACUGAGACGAGCACAGGCACCACGUCGAGUUUCUCGAGCACGACUUCGAAGACAGCCACGUCAAUCACAGCCACGUCGGCGACCACGACCACAACAACGGUCGACCCGCUACAGCUGCUGGAAGCUGAGCUUACUUGGGCAUAUACUACGUUCGUGAUGAGAUUCAACGCCGGCGUAGUGUUCCCCAACCCGACCUCUUCGGACUGCACGAGCAUGUUCGCGCCGCUGUCCUGGGUCGCCCUCGGGCGGCCCACGGACUGCAGCUUCAACGGGGACCGCACCAUCUUCCGCGCGGUGCUGGGCGCCUCAGCCACGGUGCUGCUGGGAGACCCCGUCUCCACGCUGCCGCUCACGCGGCUGGGGAACGGCGCCGUCAUUUCGGAGG